AUGGGCUCGCUAAAGGAUAACUUGGACUUGCUGGGCCUUAUUUACGAGAAGUUCCUACAGUCGCGCAAUAUCUAUCCAUUUGCAAUUGACCGUUCCGACAGCCGGAUAUCGAUUAUUGCGUCCGAGGGCAAAUCGAUCAUAACUUAUAGCAACGACACCUACACCAUUGAAAAUAGCAGGCAGGACGCAGACGGAACUCAAGUCACUUACACCGCUUCUCUGAAAUGGCCUCAACUUGCUGUCGUUACGUACCCGACCGAAUUCGACGAUAUUGACUCCCGUCUAGUGGAUCGCCUAUUCACGAUCCUGACAGAUAAAUUUGGGCUAUUUUUCCCAAAGGAGUCUAAACUCCCCACGCAAUCGGGCACUCAUACCGAAAGACAUGUCUCGCAGCUGCAGGAGUCUGUGGCAGGUAUGCCUGAGGACACGUCCAGCCAAGCAACGCAAAAUUUAACGCCUACUCCUUCGUACACAUCGCCCGCUCCAAAACCGCUCCCUGCCGCUCUCGCACCACCGCCAUUUGAGGACGAGCACCAGAUCCAGUCCAGCCGGUCUCAGCCGCUUCCGUCAGCCGACGCACAAGCAGGUGUCAACGAUCUGUAUCCAGGCGGAAUGAAAGAUCCUCCAUUCAAAUCAUAUUUGGAUCCUCUUGCUGUCAAUCCAACAAGGGGUGGGGGCAUGCACCCAACUUCCUCUGACCCGCUGUUCAAUCGGAAAAUGGGGGACACAAAGUCAGGAAUCAGGUACGAUGAUCCGCUGCUGGGGCCUGACGAGGACCCUGAGCUUUUGGGGGCUGGUCUUCCAGGACAGAUGGGACUGCCAGGACAUGGAGGCUUCAGACGGCCCCCAGGUCCUCCAGGUCCGCCAGGCUCAUUUGGUUUUUAUGGAGGCUUUGGAGGACAUGGUAGGUUUAUCUAG
This is a messenger RNA of Ogataea angusta, 918 nucleotides long. RefSeq lists its product as uncharacterized. The record is from RefSeq and is a predicted model, not a curated record. The coding region runs from base 1 to 918 and encodes 305 amino acids. The transcript has a single exon. Lineage: Eukaryota; Fungi; Ascomycota; Pichiomycetes; Pichiales; Pichiaceae.